GACCUAGGAAAGCCGUUAUAGCACACGGGAGGGAGGGGAGUCCCACCAAUCUGUUUUUUUCACCGUUCUGCGUGAAAGAGGCAAUUUUGUACGGCUUUCCCUGUGGAUUCAAAAAGCCCCUAGACGAUGUUAAGGGUGUCGAAAUCGUGGGCAGGGCGCACGCCGCCGGUCAUCGGCCGCUCGAAGAAGGCGCGUUUUAGCGGCGUGGACGACAAUCCCAAAAUCACAAAGAAACCGUGGGAUACCUCGGAGCCAUUGAUGGUAGAGUAUGGCUGGGAGCGCGGGAAGUUGCCCAAAUUUAGGGCUCGGAGCCCCUUCCAUCGGCAGCAAAUUGCCCACCGCAUGGUUACGGAGCUUAUUCGAAAGGACUACGUGAUUGUGGGCGGUGCUCGCGCCCCGGCAUUGCGUAUUCUUGCGGAUCACGUUGUCGAGCUCGCCAAGGCUGGCGAUACCGACUCACGGCAGCACUUGGCUCACUUCCUGCAGGAUCCUUUGAUGGUUGACAAGGCAUUCGACGAGUACCCGCGACGGUUUCGUGAUAUGAACUCCAAGUAUGCCAUGAUGACGCGCUUAAAAGGGCGUCGUCGCGCGGAUGCCGUCGCCAUGUACUUUGUGGAGUACAAGAACCGCGAUCUCAGUGAUAAUCACAAGGGCGAGGACUACAGUGUCGGGCCGGAGCGGUUUUUCUUGCCGCCGCGCGUGGUGGAGGCGGAAAAGGGGAUCCAGCGGCCUCCACAUAUGCAAAUGGCUUUUGACCGAUGGGCUAGCAAGUUUAAAACGGAAGAGUUCCACCACUGGUGGCGACUGCGGCAUGCCAAGCUUCGGUAUUGGGGUGUGCGCAACGUGCCUCACCCCUCCGAGGUCGACCCACUUUGGACUGAGAAGGAGGAGGAAGAGUGGCAUAGCGAGAUUUUAUCGAGCACGGCGGAUUUUGAAGAUUUUGAUUUAGACAGUGAGGAGUUCGAGUCGUUUGGUGAGGGAUCCGAGACGCCUGCGUCGGGAUUCGAUGGUUUGAAGGGCAGCAAUGCGUAG
Messenger RNA from Phytomonas sp. EM1, 1032 nucleotides. The record is from the annotation of a GenBank genome assembly. Lineage: Eukaryota; Euglenozoa; Kinetoplastea; Trypanosomatida; Trypanosomatidae.